Molecule: messenger RNA, 1425 nt
Organism: Saccharomyces eubayanus
Lineage: Eukaryota; Fungi; Ascomycota; Saccharomycetes; Saccharomycetales; Saccharomycetaceae
Gene: CLB1
Product: B-type cyclin CLB1
Exons: 1
Coding region: 1-1425 (474 amino acids)
Biological process (GO): G2/M transition of mitotic cell cycle; regulation of cyclin-dependent protein serine/threonine kinase activity
Cellular component (GO): cyclin-dependent protein kinase holoenzyme complex; nucleus; cytoplasm
Molecular function (GO): cyclin-dependent protein serine/threonine kinase regulator activity
Source: RefSeq, a predicted model, not a curated record
AUGUCAACAUCCCUUUUAGUGGAGAAUAGCCGGACUAUUAAUGCAAAUGAUGAGAACAGUAUAAAUGAUACUCAGCGUAUCGUGCAAAAGAGAACUGUUCCAAGAACCAUUCUAGGUAAUGUCACAAACAAUGUAAAUAUUCUGCAAGAGAUCUCUAUGAAUAAAAAAAUCGGAGUAAAGAGCUUUUCAAAACUAAGCUCUUUCUUACCUUUGAAGGAAGAAGUUUUGAAGCACAACGAUUUUAACUCUUCUUUUAGUGAUACCGUACAGGAAAGGAAACAAGGUUUUUUAAAGAAUAAAGAAAAUAUUCCCGAAUAUGGAUAUUCCGAUCAACAACAGCAACAACAUCCUAACGAUGAGUCAAUUCGUGUAGAAUCAACUGCACUAAGCUCUAAUAUAUUGGAAUACUCUGAAAAUAAAUCAAUUUCUACCCAAAUGGAAUGGCAGAAUAAGAUCAUAAAAAGGAAUUUUGAAGAUUCGAAAAAAAAACGGCCAACAUCGACUCUGGUUGAGCAAAAUCAACAAAAGAAGUUUAAAUUGUAUGAGCUUACUACAGAAGAAGAUAUUCUCGAGGAAUACGAGUGGGAUGAUUUAGAUGAAGAAGAUUAUGGUGAUCCGCUGAUGGUAAGCGAAGAAGUUGAUGAUAUUUUUGAAUAUUUGCAUCACUUGGAAAUACUUACGUUGCCAAAUAAGCCAAAUCUUUUCAAACAUAGGAACAUCAAACAGAACAGAGAUAUUCUAGUGAACUGGAUAGUCAAGAUCCAUAAUAAGUUCGGUCUUCUUCCGGAAACAUUAUAUCUGGCCAUAAAUAUAAUGGAUAGGUUUCUUUGUGAAGAGAUAGUUCAACUGAAUAAAUUACAGUUAGUGGGGACAUCAUGUUUGUUCAUUGCCUCUAAAUAUGAGGAAAUUUACUCUCCAAGUAUAAAGCAUUUUGCAUAUGAAACAGAUGGGGCCUGCUCUGUGGACGAGAUCAAAGAAGGUGAAAAGUUUAUAUUAGAAAAACUAAACUUCCAAAUUAGCUUCGCUAAUCCGAUGAAUUUCUUAAGGAGAAUAUCGAAAGCGGAUGACUAUGAUAUUCAAUCAAGAACACUAGCCAAAUUCUUGAUGGAAAUUUCUCUAGUAGAUUUCAAGUUCAUUGGAAUAUUACCGUCUUUAUGCGCCUCGGCAGCAAUGUUUCUUUCUAGGAAAAUGUUGGGUAAGGGCAUCUGGGAUGGCAACUUGAUUCACUAUAGUGGUGGUUAUACAAAAGAAAAACUGUAUCCAGUUUGCCAAUUGUUGAUGGAUUAUCUUGUAGGGCCUACCAUUCACGACGAGUUCUUGAAAAAAUAUCAAUCGAGAAGAUUUUUGAAAGCAUCCAUAAUAUCUAUUGAAUGGGCUUUGAAAGUAAGGAAGAAUGGUUAUGAUAUAAUGACUUUGCAUGAGUGA